AUGGUGGCUUUAUCAGAUUCAGAAAUUGAUGAAGUAGAGAAACAAUUAAUCAAUACGAAUCUUCAUUACGAGAGUGAAGAGUACAGUGAUGACGAUACCGUCUAUCCUUAUGGCACUGUUGAAAAAAAGGAUGAAGCUUUGUAUAAUGAAAAAGAAAUUUAUGAUAGUGAAGAAUAUAGUGAUGACGAUGUUAUAUAUCCAAAUCGUUCAACUAGUUCCUCAUCAAGUUCAGGACAAAGUAUCGAUGGACAAUGGACAAUAGUUGAACCUGGAAAUGAUAAGAUAUCACGAGUCUUACCAACUUUCCAAGAAAAAACUGGACCUAAUUUUCCAGUUAGCUCGUGUCCUUCACCAGCUGAUUUCUACAAUGAAAUGCUACCUGAUUCAUUAUUUGAUCAUAUUGUUAUAUGUACUAAUACGCGUGCUCGUGUUCAUUUUGAUAAUACUAUAUCAUCAUCACAAAGUAAAGAAUCAUGGAAACCAGUAAGACUUUUUUCAAAAUUCUGA
Messenger RNA from Rotaria sordida, 507 nucleotides. The record is from the annotation of a GenBank genome assembly. Lineage: Eukaryota; Metazoa; Rotifera; Eurotatoria; Philodinida; Philodinidae.